CUGAGUGGCGGUCAGAAGGCUCGCGUUGCGCUGGCGAGGGCGUUGUACGCGCGCAGGGAUAUUUACCUUUUAGACGACAUUUUCAGUGCAGUCGACCAGGAGGUGGCGCAGCACGUGUUUCAUCACGCAGUUCUCAAGGCGUUAGCAGAUAAGAUGGUCAUUCUGGUUGUCAGUGACGAGAGGUUUCUUUCAAUGUGCGCUAAAGUGAUCUUCCUGAAAGACGGUGCGAUCUACGAUCAAGGGACUCACAAGGAACUACUCGAUCGAUGUGACGAGUACGCGCUGUUCUGUGCCAACUCUCGUAUGAACAUGCAGUGCCCAAAUAGCGUUGAGAAUGACACGUUCGAUGAACUUUUACCGGUAGUGGAUCAACCAGAACAGGUGGAGAUGUUGGAAGACGGCAUAGUCGAAGUGAACGAAAAAACAUGCUCGGAUAAGUUGAUUCCAACUCAGGACGGACACCUGAUCGAGUCUGAGGAGGACCUGAUGCUUGCAGGCUUGUCAUGUACUGUCUACAAAUCCUACUUUGUUGCGAUGGGCGGCUCGUUUUACGUUGCGCUUGUGUUGUUAACUUUUGUAGCGUACGUUGCUUCCACCACAUUUUCCACCGUGUGGCUAUCCUUCUGGUUACGCAAAAGUCACCCGGAUUAUAUAGUAAUCAUUUACUUCCUGGCCGACUUCCUUUUCAGUGGUCUACAACUCUUUUUGCAGACACUGCAGUUCUCUGACAGCACCGGUAACGAUUCUUCAAACAGAUCUGUAUUUACGGCCGAAGAAGCUAGCUAUUUCGCAGGCGUAUAUGGCAGCUCAGUGUUGUUCAUCAUCUCCACAACACUCAUAAAGGCGUACAUUUUUAUCAAGGUCACGCUAAACGCAUCUACGUGGCUCCACAAUCAAAUGGCUUCCUCGGUCAUGCACAGUAGCAUGAAGUGGCUGGAUAGCACGCCAGUAGGUCGGAUAAUCAACCGGUUUUCUAAGGAUAUGGAUGAAGUCGACACCAAAAUUCCGUUCAACUUUGAGGCCUUUUUCCAAAACUGCCUGACUAUUAUCGCCUAUUUCAUCGUUAUUUCUUGGGUAUUUCCAUGGUUUCUGGUAGCAUCCUUGCCGUUGCUCGUCGUUUUCGGUUUACUGGUAGCUUGUUUCCGUUCGGGGAUGCGAAACUUGAAACGAUCUGAGAACAACUCUCGCUCGCCGCUCUUCUCCUUUAUCGACAGUGCAAUCGCCGGAAAGACAACCAUACAUUCGUUCGAUGCCUCCAGUCGCCACACUGACAAACUAAAAGUCUUACUCGAUGAAAACAACGGUUGGAUGUUCAUGUUCCAGUCAGCCAUGCGAUGGCUCGCCGUCUGGCUCGAUCUGCUGGUGGUCGCUGUCUCAGUGAUUGUUUCAUUGUUCAUGAUCAUCUUUACUGGCCGAAUCGAGCCAGCUUACGCCGGAUUAGCACUCACGUUUGCCAUUCAAAUGAGCGGUAUUUUUCAGUUCGCCGUUCGAAUGCACGCAGAGUUGGAGACAAAAAUGAUAUCGGUCGAACGGAUUAACCAUUAUAUCAACGUGAUUUCUUUUCAUCCUACCAACGUCGAUCGAGAUCCAGAGUGGACUAACAGCGUGGCAAAGCUGCCUAAAGAUUGGCCACCUUCCGGAAGCAUCAACUUCCAGAAUUCCCGUUAUGUGUUAACGGUGUUUAGGCUCAACUAUCGUGACAACAAAAUCGCUGCAUUGAAAGACAUUUCCUUGUUUAUCCCUUCGAAAGAAAAAAUCGGUAUUGUUGGCAGAACCGGUUCAGGCAAAUCGACCUUAGCUGCAGCUCUGUUUCGCUUAUAUCCACUGACAUCAGGUCAUAUAUUCGUUGAUGGUUGUGACAUUGGCCACAUCGGUCUGCACGACUUGCGUAAAAAUUUCGCUAUUGUACCACAGGACCCGGUUCUUUUUUCUGCCUCCCUUCGCUUUAACCUUGAUCCAGCCGGCAUAAGCAGCGACGAUGCUCUGUGGACGGUGUUGGAACACACGUACUUAAAGCCGCUGGUGCUCACAUGGAAUGCCGGACUCGACACCAUGCUGUCAGAAAGCGGAGUCAGCCUGUCCGCCGGACAACGGCAGUUACUAUGCAUGGCUCGCGCGUUAUUGCGUGAUGUGAAGAUAUUUCUUUUGGACGAGGCUACGGCUAGUCUGGAUUCUGAAACUUGUCGUCUGAUUCACAUGUGCGUUGAGAAGCAGUUUCAGAAUUCGACGGUCAUCAUCAUCGCCCACCGACCAAGCAGUAUUCUUAGUUGCAACACCAUAGUCUUCAUGUCCAACGGCCGAGUAUGUGCUAACGUUUAUCAAUUAAUAAUAGCCGUCCAUGAUUUUUUUACUUUCAGAUUGUUGAAACUGGCAGCAAAGAUGUUUUACUUCGAAACCAUGGAAGUCGCUUAUACAAGCUCUUGA
Soboliphyme baturini is the source of this 2424-nucleotide messenger RNA. The record is from the annotation of a GenBank genome assembly. Lineage: Eukaryota; Metazoa; Nematoda; Enoplea; Dioctophymatida; Soboliphymatidae.